CUGACUUAAGCACCUGGCAUUUCUUACGCCAUUUUGAAAAGCGUGUUUAGGAACACCGUAGAUCUACACCCUUUGUUGUUCUUAGUUUUUUUUGUAGAGUCUAAGUAAUAAAUUUAUCUUUGACAAAAAGUAAAUUAAUCAUGUCUAUGGAAAAAGGAAAAAUUUUUGUUGGUGGUCUUAGCUGGGAUACAGAUAAAGAUGCAUUACAGUCAUAUUUCUCUCAAUAUGGUGAAGUCACAGAUUGUGUUGUUAUGAAUAAUCCUCAAACUGGUAAAUCUAGAGGAUUUGGAUUUGUCACAUUUAAAGAUCCUUCAGCAGUUGAUGUUAUUUUGGCAACACCCAAACACACUCUUGAUGGUAGAAAUGUAGAUGCUAAGGCUUGCAGUGCACGGGGAGCAGGAGGGCCUAGUGCUAACAAGGCUCGCACAGGAAGUAACUUUACUGGAAGAACGACAAAAAUAUUUGUUGGGGGGUUACCUAAUGAUGCUACUAGUGAUGGCCUCAAAAGUUAUUUUUCACGCUUUGGUGAGGUCGUUGAUGUGGUGAUAAUGUAUGAUGAAGAAAAGACCAGGCCAAGGGGCUUUGGAUUUUUGACCUUCGACACUGAAGAAGCAGUAGAAGCAGCAGUUAAAGAGCACUUUGUGGACUACAAUGGAAAAAAGGUUGAGUGCAAACGAGCUGAACCCCGUCAAGGUGGUGGAGGUGGUGGUAGAGGCGGUAAAACCAUGCAUGGUGGUGCUAACUUCAAUGGUGAGCAGAAUUGGGGCGGUAUGGGAGAUGGAUCCAAUUGGAAUCAAUAUGGUUAUGGCCAGCAAGGCUAUGGUUAUGGAAAUCAGGGUUAUGACCAAAGCUGGGGACAGCAAGGCUAUGGACAGUAUGGACAGGGCUGGGGACAACAAGGCUAUGGCCAGCAAGGUUAUGGUCAGCAGGGCUAUGGGCAACAAGGAUGGAAUGGCCAGCAGCCUAAUGGUGAGUUAGCUGAAGGUCAAGGCCAAGGCUAUGGUGGCUACAGUGGUGCAGGAUUUAAUAAUUUUGGUGGCAGUCAAGGCCAACAAGGCUAUGGUGGUUAUAGUGGACAAGGCUUUAGUAAUUAUGGUGCUGGCAACCAAGCUGGAUACACUCAACCAGGAAACCAAGAAGGCUAUGGCAAUGGAUAUCAGCAGGCACAACCUCAAGGCAGAGCUCCAGCUCCAAGUGCAGCCCAAAGUACAACUCAAGGAUAUCACCCAUAUAAGCGUUAAUUUUUGUUUUAUGUAAUGUCAUUCUUAAAGCCCUUGUAAAUAAUGGACACACAAUGUUGUUUUUUUUUUAAAGCAAAUUACAAUGGUUAUUUUAGUUAAAAGUCAGCUUCAAGUAUUUCUUGUCUGUUUUUUUUUUUUUAUUUAUGUAUAUUGUUUGAUUGUUUUAUUCCUGGCCAAGACAAAUGUACCACUAAGACUCAAAAUGUUUAUUUAGGCAGUAUUAAAAAGGAAAAAAGUGUUACAUUUGUUUUUUUUAUUACUGUGGAUGCAUGAAAGUAAUGAUUAUGUGAAUGGAGUAUGAAAAGAAAUAGUUGCUUUUAGUUUCAGCAUCAACUGUGAGUAUGCUGUGUUUUAUUAGAAGGACCAAUUUUGUUUCUUUGGUUAGGUUUAAAUAAAAGUUUUAAUUUAGAGCAGUUCAGAACUGUCAGUUUUGUAUAGUAUUGGCAGCUCAGUGUAAGUUUGUACAAGAAAAAUGUUCAUUUCUCUUCAUUUACAUGUUGUCAUGUCUUGUUUUUUUUUUUUUUUUCCCUCAAUGUCCAUCAUGUGUAAAUAGUUAAAAAUAAAUCUCAUUUCAAGAACACUCA
Biomphalaria glabrata is the source of this 1825-nucleotide messenger RNA. Its product is annotated as heterogeneous nuclear ribonucleoprotein 27C-like. Lineage: Eukaryota; Metazoa; Mollusca; Gastropoda; Planorbidae. The transcript is spliced from 12 exons. Gene Ontology annotation, molecular function: RNA binding. Bases 141 to 1241 code for a protein of 366 amino acids. The record is from RefSeq and is a predicted model, not a curated record.